GCGUCGUUUAUUUUUUUUUCUCUCUCUCUCUCUCUCUCUUUUUCUUUCUUAUUGUUGCACCCUUAGCCACACAGCGUACCUCCUCACCCAGCACAAAAGAAUAAGAAGAAAAAAAUGUACAGCGUCGCCAGCCGUAAUUUAGGUAUCAAGGGAGUGUCCCACUGGAACAAGUGCACAGGGUUCCCUCUGCGGGCAGCAAGUCAAAAAGUGCAAGGCCAGGUAAUUGGCAUCGACCUUGGUACGACCAACAGCUGUGUCUCUGUCAUGGAGGGCAAAACCCCUCGCGUGAUUGAGAAUUCAGAGGGCGGACGUACUACUCCAUCCGUUGUGGCCUUUACAAAAGACGGUGAACGUCUAGUCGGCUUACCAGCAAAACGACAGGCCGUAGUCAACCCAGAAAACACAUUGUUUGCCACCAAGCGAUUGAUUGGCCGACGAUUCACUGAUGACGAAGUGCAGCGCGACAUCCAGGCCGUCCCAUACAAGAUCGUGGCACACACGAACGGCGAUGCCUGGGUAGAAGCCCGUGGCCAGAAAUACAGUCCUGCCCAGAUUGGUGGCUUCGUGGUGGGCAAGAUGAAAGAAACAGCCGAAAACUACCUUGGCAAGAAAGUCCAGAACGGCGUCGUCACUGUGCCGGCCUAUUUCAACGAUUCCCAGCGUCAAGCAACCAAGGAUGCCGGUACCAUUGCCGGGCUGAAUGUAUUGCGUGUCAUCAACGAGCCCACAGCUGCUGCAUUGGCAUAUGGCUUGGAUCGCGACAAGGUCGGCGACAAGGCCGUGGCCGUGUUUGAUUUGGGUGGUGGUACUUUUGAUAUUUCCAUCUUGGAGAUCCAGUCCGGUGUGUUUGAGGUCAAAAGUACCAACGGUGAUACACAUCUUGGUGGUGAAGAUUUCGAUAUCUUGUUGGUGCGAUGGAUGAUCGAUGAGUUCAAGAAGGAGUCGAACAUCGACCUGGGCAGUGACCGUAUGGCCGUCCAGCGUAUCCGUGAGGCUGCAGAAAAGGCCAAGAUUGAACUGUCCUCCACUGUCCAGACCGAAAUCAAUUUGCCCUUCAUUACAGCUGAUGCCACGGGUCCCAAACACAUCAACUACAAGCUGACACGCUCCAAGUUUGAAUCCAUGGUCAAGCCUCUGGUAGACCGUACGGUCGAACCAUGCAAGAAGGCCUUGCGCGACGCAGGUGUUGCAUCAAGCGAUAUCGGUGAGGUCAUUCUCGUGGGUGGUAUGUCGCGUAUGCCCAAGGUACAAGAAUCCGUAAGGUCUCUCUUUGGCCGUGAUGCUACCAAGAGUGUCAACCCUGACGAAGCUGUUGCCAUGGGUGCAGCUAUUCAAGGCGGUGUGUUGGCAGGCAGUGUCACCGAUUUGUUGCUUUUGGAUGUGACACCCUUGUCACUUGGUAUCGAGACUUUGGGUGGCGUUUUCACGCGUUUGAUUAACCGUAACACGACUAUUCCUACCAAGAAGGCCCAAGUCUUCUCCACUGCCGCUGACGGUCAAAACGCUGUCGAUAUCAAGGUUUACCAAGGUGAACGCGAGCUUGUCCGUGACAACAAGAUGCUCGGCAACUUCCAACUGACGGGCAUUCCACCUGCACCUCGUGGUGUCCCUCAAAUCUCCGUCGAAUUCGAUAUUGAUGCUGAUGGUAUCGUCAACGUUAGUGCCAAGGAUAAGGCCACCGGCAAGGAUCAAUCCAUGACCAUUGCUGCGUCCUCGGGUCUGUCCGAAGAUGAAAUUGAAUCCAUGGUCAAGCAAGCCGAGAUGAACGCCGAGCAAGAUCGUCAACGCCGUGACUCUAUUGAAAUGGCCAACCGUGCCGACUCUGUGGUUUCCGAUACCGAAAAGGCCUUGAACGAUUUCAAGGACCAAUUGGACAGUGCCGAGGCCGAGAAGCUUAGAACACAAUUGCAAGCUUUGCGUGAAGAAGCAGCCAAGGCACAGUCCGGUGAUGCUGCUGUACAAUCUACUGAGUUGAAGGCCAAGAUCGAUGAGUUGCAGCAGAGCAGCUUGAAGCUAUUCGAAAUGGUUUACAAGCAACGGGCUGCCCAAGCCGGUGGCGGCGAUGAUGCUGGCGGUAAUGCUGGUGGUGCUGACAGCGGUAACAAAACCUCAGAAGGCGAGUUCCGUGACGUCAAUGAUGGCGACAAGGACAAGAAAUAGAUUAACGUUUUUAUGUGGGACAAAUAUGAUAUGUAAAAAGAAACGAGUACUACCAAUAAAAAAACAAUCAAAAGAUAACGACAAACGAAGUGGAAUAGC
Zychaea mexicana is the source of this 2259-nucleotide messenger RNA. Its product is annotated as mitochondrial matrix atpase. Gene Ontology annotation, molecular function: ATP binding; misfolded protein binding; heat shock protein binding. Gene Ontology annotation, biological process: cellular response to unfolded protein; protein refolding. Bases 115 to 2160 code for a protein of 681 amino acids. The transcript has 8 exons. Gene Ontology annotation, cellular component: cytoplasm; mitochondrion. NCBI's taxonomy places the organism in Eukaryota, Fungi, Mucoromycota, Mucoromycetes, Mucorales, Lichtheimiaceae. The record is from RefSeq and is a predicted model, not a curated record.